Molecule: messenger RNA, 2996 nt
Organism: Salvia miltiorrhiza (redroot sage)
Lineage: Eukaryota; Viridiplantae; Streptophyta; Magnoliopsida; Lamiales; Lamiaceae
Product: anaphase-promoting complex subunit 2
Exons: 16
Coding region: 251-2902 (883 amino acids)
Biological process (GO): ubiquitin-dependent protein catabolic process
Cellular component (GO): anaphase-promoting complex
Molecular function (GO): ubiquitin protein ligase binding
Source: RefSeq, a predicted model, not a curated record
CUGUGUUUUUCGACACACUGUUUCAAAAGGUUAGAAAUGGCGAGAUUGAGUAAUGGCAGAAAUUAUGGCGCGCUGAAGCACAUACCUCGACAAUCCCUCCUUAUAAUUCCUUUUUCAAAUUUAUUAUGUAUUGAAGUUCGCCGAGUCGAAGUGAUUUUUGAAAUUAUGUACUGGUUAAGUAAAUGCUUUGAUUCGUAGUUCAAGCUAAAAUUCUUUUCGUUUUUCUUUUUUCAAAUUUAUUUUUGUCAAAAUGGCGGCGACGAAGGGUUCGUCAUCGUCGCCGAUGUGUAAUUUGGCGGUUUUGGAUUCUUUGAGUGAAAACUCAAUCGGAGAAAUGGCGGAUAGCUGGAAUGCGUUUUGCGCAGCAACAGAAGCGCUGCUUAGAGGCGAUGAAAAUUUGUCGUUCGCUUCUGAUAUCGUGCCACGUGUUCGAAAUCUUUGCGUUCAUGGGCUCCAGUCACUGAUCGUCGAGCACUUCCUUUGCUCUGUGGAGAAAAUAUUUGAGAAAAAUGGAGCAUUGAGGUUUUGGAAGCAUUUUGAUGCCUACAGCAAAUUGGUAGUUCUGGAUAUGGAAGACAUGGAUCAACAAGGGGAGAUGCAAAAUGUGCUACAUACAGCCUUACAACAGAUAUCAUCUGAAAAGCAAUACCAAGAGAAGUGCCUAUUAGUGUUGAUUCAGGCUUUAGAGAUGUGCAGGGAUAUUAAGCCUACAGAAACAGCCCAUUCGGAUGCAGAACGAAACUACCUAUUAUCAAAAUAUCAAUUAAUAGUAACUUCGGUUCUCAUGGCUAGUCUUCCUCGACAUUUCCCUGAUGUGCUUCAGUGGUACUUUAAGGGACAGCUUGAGGAGUUAAGUGCAAUGAUGGCUACAGGCUCUGAGUACGAUAACAAGUUAAAUGUAGAUGAUGAAGGGGACCUGGAUUGCAGAAGAAUGGAAAUGGAUAUUGAUGAAAAUCAUCACCAACGAAUUAUACUGGGAAACAACAAAUUAGUAAAGAACAUUGGGGAGGUUGUGCGUGAUCUGAGGAAUCUUGGUUUCACCUCAAUGGCUGAAGAUGCCUAUGCGUCUGCUAUAUUUCUUCUAUUGAAGGCCAAAGUGCAUGAGCUGGCUGGUGAGGAUUUCAGAUUUUCAGUAUUAGAAUCCAUUAAGCGGUGGAUACAGGAUGUGCCACUUCAGUUUUUACAUGCCCUUCUUGCUUACCUGGGUGACUCUGUAAGUUACGGAAGCCCUACUUCUGGUCUGAAAUCUCCUUUGGCAUCUCAUCCAUCUUAUACAUAUUGUGGAAACGAAGUUCCUUCGGAGGGACUCAUCCGAUGGCAGUUGCGCCUAGAGUAUUUUGCUUAUGAAACAUUACAAGAUCUAAGAAUAGCCAAGCUUUUUGAAAUUAUUGUCGAUUAUCCUGACAGUUCCCCUGCUAUUGAAGACUUGAAACAGUGUCUUGAAUAUACUGGGCAACACUCAAAGCUUGUAGAUUCUUUCAUAGCUGCACUAAAAUAUCGGUUACUAACAGCUGGUGCCUCUACCAAUGAUAUAUUGCAUCAAUAUGUUUCAACUAUUAAAGCCCUUCGGACAAUAGACCCAGCUGGCGUAUUCCUUGAAGCUGUUGGUGAACCAAUAAGAGAAUACUUGAAAGGAAGGAAGGAUACCAUUAAAUGCAUUGUUACUAUGCUCACUGAUGGGGCUGGUGGAAAUCCUACUGGACCUGGGAGUACUGGGGAUAGCCUUCUUGAAGAGCUAAAUAGAGAUGAAGAAAAUCAAGAGAGUUCUAGCUUUGAUGAUGAUGUUUACACCGAUGACAAGCAAGCUUGGAUAAAUGCUCAAAGUUGGGAACCUGAUCCAGUGGAAGCAGAUCCCUUGAAGGGCAGUAGGUACCGGAGGAAGGUUGACAUUCUUGGUAUGAUUGUUGGCAUAAUUGGUUCGAAGGAUCAGUUGGUAAAUGAGUAUCGUGUUAUGCUGGCUGAAAAGCUUCUGAAUAAAUCUGAUUAUGACAUUGACUCAGAGAUACGUACACUGGAACUCCUGAAGAUUCAUUUUGGUGAGAGCAGCAUGCAGAAAUGUGAAAUAAUGCUCAAUGAUCUAAUUGAUUCAAAAAGGACGAACACAAAUAUUAAAAAAGCGACUAUCAAGCAACAACCUAAGCCAGUUUCUGACAUUGGAGAGGUUGAGCUUUCACUAGAUAAUGUUGAUGCUACCAUUAUAUCAUCAAAUUUCUGGCCACCUAUCCAGGAUGAGGCCCUUAAUAUACCUGGACCUUUGGACCAGCUUUUAAGUGAUUAUGCUAAAAGGUUUAAUGAAAUCAAGACCCCCCGUAAGCUCCUCUGGAAGAGAAGUCUUGGUACUGUGAAGUUGGAGCUACAAUUCGAAGAUAGAACACUGCCAUUUAUGGUCACACCUCUCCAAGCUGCCAUCAUCGGUCAAUUUGAGGAUCAAACAAGUUGGACGUCCAAGAAUCUGGCUGCUGCUGUUGGUGUACCAAUUGAUGUCCUGAACAGAAGAAUAUAUUUUUGGAUAAACAAGGGGAUCCUAGCAGAAUCAGCGCCGGAGUCUGGGGAUCAUACAUUUACUCUGGUGGAAGCCAUGGCCGAGGGUGGAAAAGCUGGAGUUGGCAGCGGUAGCUCUGAGGAGCUUAUAGCUGGUGAUGAGGACGCAGAGAGAUCGGUAGCAUCUGUUGAAGAUCAACUGCGCAAAGAAAUGACUGUUUAUGAGAAAUUCAUCACAGGGAUGCUCACCAAUUUCGGCAGCAUGGCAUUGGACCGGAUUCACAAUACUCUCAAGAUGUUCUGCAUAGGCGACCCCUCGUAUGACAAAUCACUCCAACAGCUGCAAAGCUUUUUGGCUGGUCUAGUUGCAGAAGAGAAGCUCCAACUCAGAGAUGGAAUGUAUUUCUUGAACAAGCAGUAACCAUCUUUUUUCAUUUUGACACGCUGAAAAUGUUAUUUAAACCGUCUUGAAUCAUGUAAACUAGUUUGUAUGAUGCCUAUUUCGUUCAGGUUCA